Molecule: messenger RNA, 739 nt
Organism: Saccostrea echinata
Lineage: Eukaryota; Metazoa; Mollusca; Bivalvia; Ostreida; Ostreidae
Exons: 4
Coding region: 4-708 (234 amino acids)
Source: RefSeq, a predicted model, not a curated record
GCCAUGUACGACACGAUGGAGUCACUUUUUCACGGAACAUUGAGUUUGCUUUUAAUAUUAUAUGGAACGUACCUUCCGGAAGUAGAGAGCAGAGUCUUUGUCACGUACAACAGGGGUAGGACGGUUACCUAUUCUUCCUACAGAAGGAGUCAAUAUAAUCAAAGCAAUUCCCGUCUGAUGUGGAUUUUUGUUGGUCUCUUUUUCGGAUCUAUCGUUUUAGUUCUACUGUGUUUCUUUUGUUACAUCAAAUGUAAGAAGAAAACUCAGGAGACAGAGAACACUGUAGGAAAUACAGUGUCAGUGGUACGACUACCAGAUACAAGAUAUGAUAUAAAUCCUCCCCCUAGAUAUUCCCAGACACUAGAAGAGGGACACCAGACCCUCAAAGUAACUGAUGGGGCCAGUCCUCCCAGGUACAGUGAUAUCAUUAAUCCUCCAGGGAAUACCGUAUCCUCUCCAGGAACUUCAACAACUGAUUCUGUCAGUAAUUCAUCAGCAGUGGCUUCUGCAACAGCAGACUCUAUCAGUAAUUCAUCACCAGUGGCUUCUGCAGCUCCUCGUGACAUCGCUUUAGGAUCGAAUGUGUCGACACAUUCAAGUGGAACAGAAGAUAGGCCAACACCAGGAGAUGAGGAUGAACGGAAGGAUGAGGCGCACACCCCGACCCACGAUAAAGCAGGGCUUAUCGAAAACGAAGUGGAUGGUUGACAUGUCUAUAAUAAAGCAAAGAGAAGCAACU